Molecule: messenger RNA, 1671 nt
Organism: Penicillium mononematosum
Lineage: Eukaryota; Fungi; Ascomycota; Eurotiomycetes; Eurotiales; Aspergillaceae
Exons: 4
Coding region: 1-1671 (556 amino acids)
Biological process (GO): GPI anchor biosynthetic process; protein processing
Cellular component (GO): glycosylphosphatidylinositol-mannosyltransferase I complex; endoplasmic reticulum membrane
Molecular function (GO): mannosyltransferase activity
Source: RefSeq, a predicted model, not a curated record
AUGAAACAACGAAUCACCUUCAUCCAGCGCGUCGAUGCCGGCUUCGACCCGCAGCAAGUCGUACUAACCACGUCAUCCCUCUCCGUCCGCGGCCUGGACGCCGCGCGGGAGGAUCGCAUUACGGUCGGACUGGAUGAGCUUCCAGAGGAGUUCCGUGCUGUGCUCGAGCAAUCUCAUGAGCUCCAUCUCCGCUGGGCCUCCGAAAGGUCUUUUGAUGCUGUCGCGCCAUUCAGCAGCCGGGUUUCGCCUGGUCUGCAUGUGCAUUAUACUCCGGUCGAGUCGGAAUCAUCUUCGGAGGCGCUGUGCACGCUGCUCCGCACGGUAGUCGCGCCUAACAAAGACGCUCAAUACAAGGAUUGUUCGAAGCAGGAGGUAUUCUAUGAUUAUUCCUUUCCAUUCGAGGGUACUACCUGGCUAUGUUCUGGAUGCGUUCGAUCUGACCCGGAAACUGCUAUACAGGAUUCGUUCAUUACACCCCCACUUCGCUCGACACAAUUCGCUUCCUCGGCCUCCCUACAAUAUUACACAUAUCUUCCUUCCAUCCAGUCUCUGGUCAGAUAUGUUCAGACCAAUGUCUGUGACCAUAAUCGUGCAGAUGGCCCCGAGUGCCACACCCGGGCCGAUGCUCUCCUCUCAGCAGAUUCGGUCGAUAUCGACUAUGACAGCGUUUCGCGCGCCUUAACUGUGUCCGGGCUCUGGACUAGUCCACCGACGGGUGGUUGGACGGAUCAGUUUCGGAAGCCAGCAUCCGCUGCUGAUCAAAUCGAGUUCGGCCUCCUGGGCGCCGACGCAGGGCUUGAGCCAGAGGAGAUCAAGAUGGGCGGGCUGUUAGCGGUUGUCGGGCUUGACGAGAAGCUAAAACCAACCAUGUUCUCAUUCCCCUCCCGCCACCAACCUCUCACUGAACCAUCGACCUACGCCGUCUCAUUCGCUUCCCCAACUGGUCUCCAUCCAACAAUGUCCAUAUCCAUGCCCCGAUCAUCCCUCAAACGACCCCCAGCUCCCAGCGACACAACCUGCGCUCUACACACAUACCUCACCCUCCCUUCGACCAUUUUCGGAGAUCAAUACCAGCUCGCAACAACAGAUCCACUCUUUCUCGAGUCACACAAUCUUGUAGCCCUGCGUGCCUUAGCAGGCGAAAUGGAUCUUGAAGCCCCAGACUGGGUUGUUCAGCGCUGGGGCUCAAACUGGCUUCUCGAACUAGCAACUCUCAGAGAAACUGAAGACGCGACCACCACACCAGAUCACUCAAAUUGGACUGCCAGUAUUCCUCUACACCUGCGGUACCAGCCGCCCUCCGAAACAGGCCACCGUACUGCCCACAUCCCCUGGCCGGUCGUCUUCUGGGCCUGUACUGCCGAGGACGACACGAAUAUGGGUGUAAACCCCUUCGACCGCACAAAUCUCGGUUGGGACAGUUUAUUCGGUCCGCGAACUUUAUUCUACCAGCUUCAACCUGCAGGCGAUCGUCUUGUUGAGGAGGUCGAUGUGCCGGUUCUACGACUGGAGGGCGGGGAUGGCUACUUCCAAGGCAAACAUAUUGAGUUUGGCACUUGUGUGUUUAUCUCCCUUGGGUUCAUGUGGGUGCUUUGGCGGCUUGCUUGUGUUGCUUGGUCGUCUGAUGUUGGAAAUAAACGAACCAAGGGUGUGCAUGAUAAGAAAGAAUAA